UAUAGGGUUACACCCGGUCUAAGGAAUACAUAAUAACUGAGUGGCCAAUGAAGAAGACAAUGCAAGACAUCUGGUGCCUCAUCUAUGACCACGAAUGCAAUUCUGUGGUCGUGUUGGGCAAUCCGGGGCACAGUAGUACAUACCCGAGCUUCUGGCCCAACGAGAAGGUGAAGAAGCAGAAGUACGGCCCGGUCUUCACCGUCGAGAUGAUGUCAUACAAUCACUACCCGAACGUCAAGUCGUGGAUCUUUCGCAUCAAUAAGAAAGUGGUUUCGUUGACGGAUGUGAUGGCGGGCGUGAAGGCUGAGCCCAAAACGACACAACUGUUUCAGAUCCUGUGUUGGCCGCCCGAGCAUAAGGUGCCCACCUCUACGAACGCGUUGGUCGAGCUCAUGAAUAUGGUUGAGCGCUGGAGACAGCGAAGCAAUUAUGGACCAGUAGUUGUCGUCUCA
This is a messenger RNA of Oppiella nova, 452 nucleotides long. The record is from the annotation of a GenBank genome assembly. Lineage: Eukaryota; Metazoa; Arthropoda; Arachnida; Sarcoptiformes; Oppiidae.